Podospora pseudopauciseta is the source of this 5059-nucleotide messenger RNA. RefSeq lists its product as uncharacterized. The record is from RefSeq and is a predicted model, not a curated record. The transcript is spliced from 2 exons. NCBI's taxonomy places the organism in Eukaryota, Fungi, Ascomycota, Sordariomycetes, Sordariales, Podosporaceae. The coding region runs from base 4160 to 5059 and encodes 299 amino acids.
GUUGCGCAUUUCGAUUUCGACGGCACGGGUGGCGUUCAACUCGGUGGUCUUCUCGUCAAGUUCGGCCUUGAGUGUGGAAAGUUCCUCCUUCUUGGCAGCAAGAGCUUCCUUGGCCUCCUCGACUCUGGUGGUGUAAUCCUCAGCCUUGGUACCCUGGUUCUCAAUCUCCUCCUCGAGUCUCUCCAGGUCCCGAUUGGCAGCCUCGAGCUCCUUGGAAGCCUUGGCGUGGUCCUUCUCGAGCUUGACCUUCUGCUUCUCAGCCUUGACCUUGCGGACCUCGGCGCUGGAGACCUCCUCGUUUUGGGAACGAAUCUCAUCCUUGAGAUUGUCCACCUUGGUGCGCUGUUGCCGGAGCUUCUCACCACCAACCUCCAUAAUCUUGUCCUGCAGCUCUUUAAUCUCAUCCUCGACACUAGAAGUCUCGCCAUGGAGCUUCUCAAUCUCCUUGUUAAGCUUGGCAAUCUCCUUUUGCAAUACGGCAACCCGGUUGUCGUCUGUCUGGGAAGGCUGGUGCUCCUUGCUGAGUUCCUUAAUUCUGCGCUGAGCAUCCGCCAAGUUCCUGGAUGAACUCCCAAUCUCGAGGUUGAUCUUCUGCAUCUUGGUGUCAAGCUGUGGGAUCUGCUCCUUGAGGGAACGAAGACGAGCCUCCAGCUCACGUUGAUGAUCUUGGAACUCUUGGAAUCUCUGCUCAAAGGCAUCGCGAUCAGCCUCCACCUUGUCCACCUGCUCCUUGCUGAUCUCGGCCACCAGCUUGGACGACAUCAAUCCCUUCUUGACUGUCGUACCACCACCAGACAUGGUACCAGAUUUGUCAAUCAGCUCGCCGGCCAGAGUGACAACACGCCAUCUCUUGGCGCCAUAGGCGAUGCGGUUGGCCUGGGCAAGAUCUUCCGCAACCAAUGUAUCUUGGAGCGCAUGGUAGAAAGCAGGUCUGAACUUCUCAUCCUUGGGCUGAACCAGGUCAAACAGACGGGGCGCAUCCUCGGGAGUCUUGAUGGGUGAGAAGUCACGGACUCUCAGCUUGUCCAAGCACAUAAAGUUGCCGCGACCCAAGUUGGUCUUGCGCAAGUGCUCGAUGCACUGCUGACCAGCCUCGACAGUGUCCGUGACAAAGUUGUCAAGCUGACCGCAAGCCGUCGAGAUGGCAACGUCGUACUUCUUGUCGAUGGCACCGAGGUUGCCAAGCCGCCCGUGGAAGCCGUCAAUACGACCAGACUCCUUCAUGCGCAUAAGCGCCGUUAGGACAUUGCCUUGCGUCUUGGUAGCCGAAAAGCUUGAGCGAGCCUCGUCCGCCUUUUGCCGCAGGUUAGACAGCUUAGCGCGGAAUUUUGGCUCUUCCUGAGCAAGCUCCUCCAGCUCAGCAACCACUCUUCUGCCCUCCUUCUUGAGCGCAUCCUUCUCAGCCUGGCACGCCUUGAACUCUUCCGCCUUGGCCGCCUGAAGUUCCUGAAUGGCCACAAUCUUGGCCUCCAUCUCCUCAAGCGCAACACCACCAGCCUUGGCCUUUUCCUCCAAGAUGGCCAACUCACUUUCCGCCACGGCGAUAGCAGAUUGCUUCUGGUUGAUCUUCUCCUUCCAGGGCUCAAGCGACUUUUGCUUCGCCGCAAUCUGAUCGGACAUGUGCUGAGUCUUGCCCUUGAGGCUGUCGCGGAUCUUGGUCAGCUCUUCCUCCUCCUCCUUGAUCCACCUUUCGAUGUUCUCGAUCUCAGCCGCACGCCUCUCGAUAUCCUCAGCGCAUUCCUGAAUGGUCUGGUCGGCCUGCUCUGCCGAGUUCUCAGAGUUGGCAAUGGUCUUCUCAAGCUUCUUACGCUUAUCGGCCAAGAACUUCCGCUUCUCCUCGAACUUGACGCGCUCCUGCUCAAACUUGGCCAUCUCCUUGAUCAGGGCCUGAGUUUCCUUUUCUUGAGCCUCAUACUCCUUGUUGCCCUUGGCGUGAGCCUUCUCCAGCUGCUUGAUGAUCUGCUCGCUGCCGUUGUGCUUCUCGAGCUCGGCGUUGAGUUGUUCCUGCAUCUGACUGAUGGCUUCGUCUGUGACAGCUAGGUUAUCCUCGCAUUGGCUGAUGUAGAGUUGGUACAAAGCGGACUGCUUCAUGGCAAGCUCAUUUUCAUCACGAAUGAAAGCCAAAGCCUUGUUCUUCUUGUCCUCGAGGCUCUGCUUCUCCUUCUCAACGUGUUGAACACGACCGCUCUUUUCCAAGCAGAUUUCAUUGAGUGUCUCGACCUCGGCGGCUGAUUCCUCAAUAGGUGUCUUGUACUUGGAUGUGCCAAUGAUGUCCUCAAGAUACUCGAGAAGACCAUCAUCGUGCUCGUUGGCAGCCUUGGCCUUCAUCUGCGCAAUAGACUCGACUUCACCCUGCAGAAUCAAGAAACGCUUGUGGUCAAGAUCGACCCCGCGGUCCCGGAGCAACGUUGUGACAGUUGUGAAGUUGGAGGUCUUUCCGUUGAUGUAGUAGGCGCUGGAGUUGUUUCUGAAGGCCUUGCGGGAAAUGACCAGGUCUGAGUCUGGGAUGACUUCGUGACCUCCGCCAGGAAGGUCCAUCACCUCACGGAAGUGCACCGCGACCUCGCAGUACUCCAGAUUCGGGUACUUUGCCGAGUUGUGAAUGAGGGCCGAGAUUUUGCCUUGUCUCAUCUUGCUUGCUCUGAAACCAAACACGAACAGCAGGGAGUCGAUGACGUUGGACUUGCCCGAACCGUUGGGACCGACAACCGAGGAGAAUGAAGCAUGGAAAGGCCCGACCUCCUGCUUGCCGGCAUAACUCUUAAAGUUGGUGAGCACAAGAUAAGUGAUGACAAUGCGCGGCUUUGGGCCGGUAUCUUGAAUCACGGGGAUCUGCAUUGUGCGCGACUUCAGCAUGAUAUCCAUUGGCUUCUCGAGCACUGUAUCCAUGGGCUUGAUCGGUUUGAUGGGCGCAAUCACGGUAUCGUCUUGUUGCGAAUUCGGCGGGGCAUUAUUGGUCGCAGAAGUGAUAUCGGUAAGCGGGGGGGCAUCGCGUAGGAGCUGUGCUGAUGGCGGCACAGAUGGCUUUGGAGAUUGGGUGGGAGCGUUCAAUUCAGGCGCCGGCGUGGGUGUCUUGCUUGUACGGGGCGCGACACUCUUUCGUGGUCUUCCAGCGGGCUUCUUUGCUGUGGAUGGUGGUGGUCCAACGGUGUCGUCGGCUGCCGCGACAGGCUUCUUCACUGUCGAUGGUGGGGGCCCAACUGAGGUAUCGUCGACGUCAACAGCUGAUGAUGCACCCGCUACGCUGGCGAGCGACUGGUCGGGAUCUACAUUCUCGGUACUCUCGAUAACAGGCGGUGCGGAAGGGGGGGGGACCGCAGGCGCAAGACUCUUCUUUGGGCGUCCUCUGGGCUUCCUCACUGGUGUCUCGGCGGGUGCAGCUGGUGCAAGUUCGGUAGUGGUGGUCCUCCUCCGACCUGGUCUUUUCUUCUCGACCGGUGCCGGUGUGUAUUCCUCCUCCUCCUCUUCCUGCUUCACUUUUGGGGACCCGUCGCCCAGCUCGUCCUCCGAACUCUCGACAAUAGUGGUGUUGCGCCGGGUCGCAAUCCGGCGGGACUGUCGCGUCGACAUAUUUGCGGUGUGUGUGCUACAAACGUCCAAAAGAAAUCAAGAAAACCAACAACAAACAGCGCAACAAAUCGCUGCGCAAAGGCAAGAUACACAAAGCGCCUGGCAGAUCUCCCACGCAACAGAAACACAAAACGCGCUGGUGGUCGUCGUCGAGUUUUUGUCGAGUCGUUUCAGUCCAAAAGUCGCUGCGACAAAUCCCAGAGCUCAGGCCCCGCUUUCCCCAGUUGUCGUCUGUUGACAUUAAUUGAUUGUAAACAAAUCACAAGCCACGUCUGCCCCCGCCAAAAGCCACUAGCCACUAGACACCAGCCACGAUUGACUGGUCGAACGCGUUCUUAUCGCGCGUCUGAAUUGACCAUCUUGAGAACACGCUAUCCCGUGACAGUUUUCCGCUUAACGGCAUUAUCAGCUCCACCGCACCCCGUUAGACAAGCUAAACCAAGCUUCUUUUCCCUCUAAUUCAUGAAUCAAUCGGGUCGGGUCGCACGUCGUCACAUCUGAAGCUUCAUCAAGCUUUUGAAGCCUUCCUCUGUUUACAUUCCCCCAAACCCAACCCAUCAACAUCACACCUCCCAUAACCACCGCCAAAAUGAACAUGCUCGACUUCACCCACUUCAACGCCGCCUUCCCAACCGACGGCCCAUCCCCCUACGACCCAACCUUUUCCCGCCAAAUCGAAACCUUUCGCAAAUCCUUCGACGGCGUCCUCUUCAUCGAUCGAGUCCUCCACCGCCUAGGUAUCAAAGAUGCAUCAAAAGUCUACCCCCCUCACUCCUCCUCCGCCCUCCGCUCCCUCCACAACCAAAUCAUCACCUCCUCCCCCGGCAUCUCCCCCCACGCCCGCCUCUCAGUCCUCUUCUACCUCCUCCUCGACUUUGACGAAAAACGCGGCCCCCGUACCUCCAACCUAGCCCUUUCCCUCGCCGACGAGUCGGGGCUCCCAUCCAACUACCAGAUCCUCAUGCGGGGGCUGUGGCAUAUGGACAGGUCAGAAUUCAAGUUUGCGCUGGAAUACCUCUGCCAUCCUUCCUUGCCAAGCGAGUUUGCCGACGAUAUUAUAACAGUUCUGGUCAAGCACGCCAAGAAGACGGAGGAUGAUUACUCGUUGCCGUUAGCGUAUUAUAACACUGUCCAGCCGGUGCUCAAGACGGGCGAGAGUUUGGAGCUGUUGUUUGGGGCGUUGGCGAGGACGAGCGUGACGGAGGCAUUGUAUUUUACUAGGAUGUGGCCGGAGAAUGCGAGGAGGGGGUUGUUUGAGAGGUUGGUGGGGAGUGUGAUCGAGGGUGGGGAGAGUGUGGGGGGGCGGGUGAGGGAGUUGGUUAGUUUGCCGUUGGAGGGGAGGGAGGAGGAGUGGUUUAAUGAGUUUGUGGGGGGUAGGGAGAGGGGGGGGAGGGGGGGGAAGAGUGCGAGGGCUGUUAGGGUCAUGAGGGAGGUUGUUACGGGGCGGGGGUUGGAGCAGGUGGGGGUUAAUGGGGUUGGGAGGUGGUGA